AUGUCUUGCAACUGCAAAACAAACGUCUUUGGCAAGCUUAAGGAGCUUGCGGACUCCAAAGUCUGUAGCAAAUGGGAUGUCCUCAUGGUUCUCGGCGAGAUGCAAAAAGAGAUUGGCAGACUUCUCACGGAGACAGUAGCCGCCAACGACUGUCCAUGCCACGGAAACUGUGUGAAAAAGCCACCAAAGACUGUCCAGGACUUCCUCGACCAUAUCAACAGCGUCCUCAAGGACCAAGGACUUAGUGACUUCUACAAGCCCGAUGACCCACGUCUGAAGGAAAUUGCCGAGAAGGCCGCCGAAUAUGCCAAAAACCAUCCUGACGGUCCUCUUGGAAAGCCGGAAGAUACCGCAGAUCUCUGCCAGCUCGGUCUCUACGACAAUAUCUGUUUCCUCGACGACAGUGGCUCCAUGAAAGAAGAUAACCGUAUCCCGUCCCUCAAAGAAAUUCUCAAGCGUGUCGUUUCAAUCACAGGUCUUCUCGAUUUCGACGGUAUUCAAAUAAGAUGGAUCAACUAUGCCAACGAUUCCACCAUGAAUGACAUCUACGAGCCGGCUGGAUUGACCCCGAUCUUUAACGUUGUCAAAUUCGACGGGUCGACUCCUUUGGGGACGAGGCUGAAGCAGAAGGUUGUGGACCCGAUGAUUGUGGCGAAGCUGGCGGGAAAGAAACUGAAGAAGCCAAUUAUUGUGAGCAUCAUUACAGAUGGUGAACCCAACGAAGAACCUGUAGAUCAGCUCCAGACGACAAUCAAAGAGUGUAAAGACGCACUCGUGAAGAACGGCUACAAGGAGAAUCACGUUUUGUUCCAGAUCAGUCAGAUUGGUAACAGCAAAGGCGCUGAGAAAUUCCUCAAUGACCUUAAAAACGACAAGAACAUCCGUAGACUUCUCUACCUCACAUCUGGCUCUCUUGAUAAGACGUUGGAGCUGUUCCAUGAGCGCGAGAAUGAGCUCCAAAGAUGGUUACUCGAUACCAUGUUGGCGCCCACUCGCCCAGGUGCUUCUGGUCCUUAA
Messenger RNA from Morchella sextelata, 1017 nucleotides. RefSeq lists its product as uncharacterized. Lineage: Eukaryota; Fungi; Ascomycota; Pezizomycetes; Pezizales; Morchellaceae. Bases 1 to 1017 code for a protein of 338 amino acids. The record is from RefSeq and is a predicted model, not a curated record. The transcript has 7 exons.